AAAUACUUGUUACGUGACCAUUGGGUGGUAGUUUUCUUUCUCUUUCCAAUUGAAAAGAUGAAAGGUGUAUAUUUUAAAAUCCGAAAUUUAUGGUCCUAAGUUCAAAAUAAAUAAGAAUUAGAAAAAUUGACUUUAUAUGAUGAAGUUGACUAAUGAGGAUAAGGACGAUUUGCUGAAAUAUGCUAGGUACUUUGCUCUAAAAGCAGCACAGAUUAUUGUUUCCUCUCGACAAAAAGAAAAAAAAUCUACACCAUGUAGGCAGAAAUCUGAUUGGUUUAAUUUAAAUAUUGCUGCAAUAAAUGAGUCAGAUGCAAAUGUCAUCAGACGAACAGUUACAAACAGAUUUUUUCGAGGGGUACCUGUUUGUGUGGAAAUUUAUGCUGAAUCCUCUGAUGGUGAACUCUUGGUUGAAACAUGGUGUAUUCGUCUAUCCCCUGAAUAUUCAGAUCCCAAUCCCAAAAUAACCACAUUCAAUGUGUACAAUCAAAUAGGAAUUCUACUGAAGUCCUUACUAUCAGUGACGAGAAUAAUUCCUGCAUUCAGGCUUUCUUUAAUGACAAAGGAAACAUGCGAUAUGCAUUAUCGAAUGUAUGAAGAGGAGCCAGAUUUUGGAGGAUUGGGGGAUGACUGUAAACAAAUUACAAUUGGACGAAUCUUUACACCCAUUGGCACUUUACAAAUAACAGUAGACUAUAAGCCCAAAAUAAUAAUUACACAAACAAGCAAACCAUCUGUAGAAGAAAGCUCUAUGAUAUAUGAGAGCAAUUAUUUCAGUGCUGAUUCAGAACCAAAAUCUAAAUUCACCAAAAAUUAUCAAGGAGACGAUAAACCCCUAAGGUAUACCAUACCUUUUGCUGGAGACUACUUUCCUGCUCCAACGAAAAAAACAAUACCAGCUCUAAGACCAGGUGGAAUCCCUUGGUAUCCCAAGAGCUAUCAUGAAAAAAUUCUAGGAGAAGAAAAACCAAAUUGUAUUAGUUGUGCGGACGAGAAUACCACUCAAGAGACAAAUCUAUCACAAAAAUUGAACAAGACUGAAAGUAGUAGUCCAUCAGAUUCUUUGGUAAUAAGAGAAAUGGAGCCUAAAGGAACACGAGAACUGUCUUCUUCAGGAAAAUCCCUUUCUAGUGAAUAUAUGAUAAACGUUAUGUCCAAAUAUAGAGCGAAACCUGUUCCUAAAUCAAUGUGUUAUCCAUUUGCGAAUGAGACCCCUGAGAGUGAAAUUUCGCAUUUCUACAGAGAAUGUUCCAAUCCUCCAUUAUUAACUUGCUGGAAACAAUCGUCUUCAGUCAAAGAUAUAGAUAUAACAGAACAGCUCAAUGCCUUCGAAGAAAAAAUAAAGGAAUUUGACGACUUAGUGAAAAGUUUGUCUGCAAGUCCUGAUAGUGAUAACUGAUUUGACUGAAUUUUUCUGCUUAUUGAGUUAAUUUGAAAUUUUAAAGUUUUAUAAAGCUGUUUUACUACAACGCUAUGAAUCAAACAAUUUCUAAUUUUGAUUACACCAUUCCACCCUGAAUUUUCCUUUCAAUUAUGGCAAUGUAUGAUGCUAUGUAUGAAUUUAUCAAAUAAAUUUACAAUUGUUGUAUAUUUUAA
Coccinella septempunctata (seven-spotted ladybird) is the source of this 1593-nucleotide messenger RNA. RefSeq names its product autophagy-related protein 13 homolog. The record is from RefSeq and is a predicted model, not a curated record. The transcript has 4 exons. Lineage: Eukaryota; Metazoa; Arthropoda; Insecta; Coleoptera; Coccinellidae. Gene Ontology annotation, biological process: autophagosome assembly; mitophagy; piecemeal microautophagy of the nucleus. Gene Ontology annotation, cellular component: Atg1/ULK1 kinase complex; phagophore assembly site; cytosol. The coding region runs from base 137 to 1396 and encodes 419 amino acids.